UUCAAAUCUCUGAAUGCCUUGCUAUUUUCAUGUGUAUGAAAUAUACCGUAAUUAAUUCAGUUUAAUUGAUUAUAAUAGUCACAUAAAAGGAUAAUUAAUUUGUUGACUUAGCCGAAUAUCGCACGUAUCUCUGUGAUACCAUCCGCUUUGUAACUGCGAUGUUUGUCUACGUAUACGGGUAAAAUUGGACGAGUGCAUCCAGAAGAUAUACCCAAGAACAUCAGACGUGUGUGGCAUGAAUGGAUUUCUACUUGAGAUACAUCAUGAAUGUCAAUAAUCCUUUAAAGACGAAAGGAAGAUGUUGUGAAUAAUAGAUAUAAACAUGUUUAUAUAAUAUAUCUAUGAUGAAUAACUGUGAAAUACUUUGUUCUGAACAGCGAUAUUUCUCCUCCUCACUGUCUGGAAUAUUCGAAUUAAACAUGGAUACAUUUACAAGGAAAUUUGUAACCUUCAGAUACUGAAGUCAAUAGAAACAUAUAUAUAAAAAGAAACACAAGAAAAAUAUAUAUUUAUUAUGGUGUUAUCAGAAACAUUAUAGAACAAUGAGUUAUGUGAGAAAGGAUGGCUUUUUUCCUGAAGAGAUGACAAAAGAAAAAGAAAAAUUAUAUCAAUGUGAUAUCUGCAAAACGUCUUUCUCUCAGAGAGGUAACCUAACUACUCAUCAAUGCAUUUCUACUCGAGAGAAACCAUAUCGCUGUGAUAUCUGUGGCGAGUCAUUCGCUGUAAAGGGUAACCUAACUAAACAUAAAUACUCUCAUGCAGGUGAGAAACCAUAUCAGUGUGAUACCUGUGGCAAAUCAUUCUCUCAAAAAGGAAAUUUAACUACACAUAAACGUAUUCAUACAGGUGAGAAACUAUAUCAAUGUGAUAUCUGUGGUAGAUCGUUCACUACUAAUGGUCCCUUGAUUGCUCACAAGCGUGUUCAUACUGGAGAAAAGCCUUAUCACUGUGAUAUUUGUGGUAAAACAUUCUCUCAGAAAAGUAAUUUGAUUCAACAUGAACGUGUUCACACAGGAGAGAAACUCCAUCAUUGUGAUAUAUGUAGCAAGUCAUUUGCAGGAAUUUGGGUCUUAAUAAAUCAUAAACGCAUUCACACAGGUGAAAAACCAUACUGUUGUGAUAUAUGUGGGGAGUCAUUCGCUGUAAAGGGUAAGUUAAUUAGACAUAAUUACUCUCAUACAGGUGAGAAACCAUAUGACUGUGAUAUCUGUGGUAAAUCAUUUUCUGUAACUGAUAACUUGAAAGCUCACAGACGUAUACAUACAGGUGAGAAGCCACAUCACUGUGAUAUCUGUGGUAAGUCAUUUACAGUGAAUAGUACUUUAAAAACUCAUAAACGCAUUCACACAGGAGAAAAACCAUACAGUUGUGAUAUAUGUGGUAAGUCAUUCGCUGUAAAGAGUAACUUAACUACACAUAGAUACUCUCAUACAGGUGAGAAACCAUACCACUGUGAUGUCUGUGGCGCAUCGUUCUCUGCUAGUGGUACCUUGAUUACUCACAAGAGCAUUCAUACUGGAGAAAAACCGUAUCACUGUGAUAUUUGUGGUAAAACAUUCUCUUAUAGGAAUAGUUUAAUUUAUCAUAAACGUCUUCAUACAGGGGAGGAACCAUACCAUUGCGAUAUCUGUGGUAAAUCGUUCCCUGGAAAAACUGAUUUAGCUAAACACAUACGUAUUCACACAGGUGAGAAACCAUAUCACUGUGAUACCUGUGAUAAGUCAUUCUCUGAAAAAUGCCACUUAACUUCUCACAAGCGUAUUCAUACAGGUGAGAGACCAUAUCACUGUGAUAUCUGUGGUAAGUCAUUUGCAGUAAAUAGUUCCUUAACAACUCAUAAAUACAAUCACACGGGGGAAGCACCAUAUCAUUGUGCUGUCUGCGGUAAAUCAUUCUCUAAGAGUUUACACUUGAAUACUCACAAACGCAUUCAUACAGGAGAGAAACCAUAUCAGUGUGAUAUCUGUCGUAAAUCAUUCACUGCUAGUGGUACCCUGAUAGCUCACAAGCGUAUUCAUACAGGAGAAAAACCCUAUCUCUGUAAUAUUUGUGGUAAAACAUUCAUUCAGAUGAAUAGUUUAAUUCAUCAUCAACGCAUUCAUACAGGAGAGGAGCCAUACCAUUGUGAUAUCUGUGGUAAAUCAUUCUCUGGAAAAAGUAAUUUAGCUAAACACAAACGUAUUCACUCAGGUGAGAAACCAUAUCAUUGUGAUAACUGUGGUAAGUCUUUCUCUGAAAAUAGUCACUUAACUACUCACAAGCGUAUUCAUACAGGAGAAAAACCAUAUCACUGUAAUAUUUGUGGUAAAACAUUCUCUCAGAUAAAUAGUUUAAAUUAUCAUGAACGUCUUCAUACAGGAGAGGAACAAUACCAUUGUGAUAUCUGUGGUAAAUCAUUCUUCAGAAGUAGUCUCUUGACUAAGCACAAAUGCAUUCAUGCAGGAUAGGAGCCAUUCACUGUGAUACCUGUGGUAAAUCAUUCUCUGAAAAAGAUAACUACUCGCAAACAUAUUCAUACAAGUGAGAAACCACAUAACUGUGAUAUCUGUGGUAAGUGAUUCGCUCUGAAUGGUACUUUGACUAAACACGAGCUCAUUCAUGUAGGACAGCAAACGUCAUUGUGACAUCAUCAUCUUCAACAUUUAACCUGUUUUCCAUUGCAGGCAUGGGUUGUAUGCCUUAGCAGGACAAGGCUAGGGGUCACACCAGACUCUGUAGUGUUUCCUAAUGCUAGCCACUCCACAGAUUAUAAUGGGUGCUUUUAACAUGGCCCCAUCACCAGUAACUAAACACAAACUCAUUCAUAAAGGAGAGGAAACAUCAUUGUGACAUUAUCAUUUUCAUCAUCAACAUUUAACCCCUGUUUUCAAUGGGUUGUAUGGCUUGGCAGGAACUGACGAGGCUAGGGGCUGCACCAGGUUCCAUAGUCUGUUUUUGGCUUGGUUUCUAUGGCUGGAUAACUUUCCUAAUGCCGACCACUGCACAGAGUGUACUGGGUGAUUCAGACACAGCCCCAUCACGAGUGCUUUUUACAUAACACCUUGGUAUCAGGAUCUCAAUUCCAUUGUGGUGGGCAGGUCUUCUCCAGUACAGCAAUGCACCACAUAUCUCAGUCGUCUGUCAUCUCCUUUGUAAGGUUCAAGAUUUUGAGAUCAGCCUUCAAUACUUCAUCUAUCUGUGGUAAAUCAUUCUCCCAAGGAAAUCACUUAACCAGGCAUAUAAAUAUCCAUACAGUAAAAUAUCACUAGUUGUGUGAAAUCUCCAUUUUGUAUUGUGUGUUGGACCUGUCUGUCUAAAAACAUUAUCUCAAUCUUUAGUCAUUUCAGCUGCGAGAUUGACAUUUUUCAAUUCUGACAUGAUCACAUUUUGUGAAUAUUUUUAAUAACUUGAAAGAGGAAUAAAGUUGUUUUACUCACUAA
Molecule: messenger RNA, 3419 nt
Organism: Octopus bimaculoides (California two-spot octopus)
Lineage: Eukaryota; Metazoa; Mollusca; Cephalopoda; Octopoda; Octopodidae
Biological process (GO): regulation of gene expression
Cellular component (GO): nucleus
Source: RefSeq, a predicted model, not a curated record